Molecule: messenger RNA, 1304 nt
Organism: Amphibalanus amphitrite
Lineage: Eukaryota; Metazoa; Arthropoda; Thecostraca; Balanomorpha; Balanidae
Exons: 1
Source: RefSeq, a predicted model, not a curated record
AUGCAGAACAUCGCCCUACGUGGUCACCGAGAUGACGGCCGCAUCGACCCGUCAGGGAAAUUCCCAGAUCAGAAUGAUGGGAACUUCCGGAUGCUUCUAAGGCUUCGAAUCCAGAGUGGAGACCAGGAACUUCAAGACCACCUGCGAUGUGCAGCCGGCUCAGCCCUGUACACGAGUAAAACGAUUCAGAACGAACUUCUACAGGACAUCCUCCAGCUCAUCAGACAAGAUAUCUCCAAGAAGGUGGCAGCGUCACCUCUCUGGGCCAUACUAGCAGAUGAAACGACCGACCGGGCUCAGCGAGAGCAGCUGGCUGUCGUGGUUCGGUACCUGGAUCGCGUGAAUGGGAAGUGCAUUGUUAGAGAAGAUCCGAUCACGCUCAUUGAUGUCUUCAACGAACUGGGAGCGGUGGACGCGGAUGAAGAGGUGCAACUAUCCGGAGCAAACAUAUCGAAGGUUCUUCUCGAGGUGAUCAGCCGCUGCCGACUGGACACAGGCCACCUGAUCGCCCAAUGCUACGACGGGGCAGCGGCGAUGGCCAGUGCCAAGGUGGGAGUGGCCAAGCGACUCCAGGAAGUGGCGCCUCUGGCUCACUACUACCACUGUGCCAUGCACGGUCUAAACCUGUCAACAUCCACCAUCAACAGCGUGGCCACCGUCAGAAACGCUCUGGGGACAAUGGAAACAGUCAUCGUCUUCGUCACGGACAGCGCAAAACGCACCAUCGUCCUCCGACAGGCGCAAAAGAAGACUGGAGUGGAGCAGCAGCGUCUGAUCAAACUCUGCCAGACAAGGUUUGUGGAGCGGCAUACUUCUGUCCAGAGGUUCUGCGAGCAGCUCCCAGCGAUCGUGGAUGCUCUGCAGAUGAUGACCACCUGGUCGGAUUCGAAGACCAGCUCCAAGGCAUCAACGCUUCUGGCCGCCAUGUCAGCCUCAGAGUUCUUCGUCGGGAUGGUGAUCGCCAAGGCUCUGGCAGGGCUGCUACGCCCGGUUUCAUUGCAGCUGCAAGAAGAGGAAGUAGACUUCAUGCAGACCCUCCAACUCACACGAGCCACCAUCGACGCGCUAACUGACCUGCGCAACGACGAGAAGGCCUUCGACCGGCUAAUGCUGGAAGCCCAGUCGAUGGCCAACGAGUUGAACGUCGUUCUGGCGAAGCCACGUGUUGCGUCACGUUCAACGUGCAGAGCCAACGCCGGCGCGGACGAAAAUGUCAGCGCUUCAGAGCACUACCGGUUGAAUGUCAUGCUGCCAGCCGUAGAUGCAGUGCGCUGUGAUAUGGAGUCCCGGUUCGGCACUGACAA